Sarcophilus harrisii (Tasmanian devil) is the source of this 4167-nucleotide messenger RNA. RefSeq names its product ERCC excision repair 6 like, spindle assembly checkpoint helicase (gene ERCC6L). Gene Ontology annotation, molecular function: DNA translocase activity; ATP-dependent chromatin remodeler activity; ATP binding. The record is from RefSeq and is a predicted model, not a curated record. The transcript is spliced from 2 exons. NCBI's taxonomy places the organism in Eukaryota, Metazoa, Chordata, Mammalia, Dasyuromorphia, Dasyuridae. Bases 46 to 4167 code for a protein of 1373 amino acids.
CCCUGCCACUCCCCCUUCCUCCUAGUCCGCCGCUCUCGACUAGCCAUGGCGGAGCGGCGGAGCGAUUUGGGGCCCGAGCAAGAGACAAUGGGGUCCGAGAUCGAUAUAGACGUCGGGACCGAGAUCGAUGUAGACGUCGGGACCGAGGCCGGAGUAGACAUGGGGACCGAGAUCGCUAUGGAAGUCGGGACCGAGAUCAAUACAGACGUCGAGACCGAGAUCGAUGUAGACGUCGCGACCGAAGCCAAAGAGACAGACGUCGCGAUCGAGGCCAAAGAGACAGACGUCGCGACCGAGUCCGGGACCGAGGUGGUGAUGGCGGAGCCGACGAACGCGGCCACGGCGAGUGCGGCCGACCAACUACUGACCCCAGACCGAGCAGCCAGUUACCAGAGAUAUGUAAAAGAAGCCAAAGAAGCUACCAAGAAUGGCAAUCUAGAAGAGGCCCUUAAACUUUUCAAAUUAGCAAAAGAGGUGUUUCCCAAUGACAAGGUUCUGAGCCGAAUUCAAAGACUAGAGGAAGCCCUGGCAGAGAUAGCGAAAGAAGGAGAUGAUGAAUUCAUCGACGUGUGCAACAGUGGCCUGAUGCUGUAUCGCGAACUACACGAUCAACUUUUUGAGUACCAGAAAGAAGGUGUGGCCUUUCUUUAUAGUCUGUAUAAAGAGAACAGGAAAGGGGGCAUAUUGGCAGAUGAUAUGGGACUGGGGAAGACCAUUCAGAUUAUCGCUUUCCUUUCUGCUAUGUUUGAUGCCGAACUUGUGAAGUACGUCCUGCUGAUCAUGCCCACCAGCCUUAUCAGCACAUGGAUCAAAGAAUUUGGGAAGUGGACCCCAGGAAUGAGAGUUGCGACCUUUCAUGGUUCUAGCAAGAGUGAACGUACCAGAAAUCUAAAUAGAAUUCAGAGGAAGAAUGGGGUAGCUGUUACAACGUACCAGAUGGUGAUCAACAACUGGCAGCAGCUUUCUCAGUUGGAUGGAAACGAGUUUGUCUGGGACUAUCUUAUACUUGAUGAAGCCCAUAAAAUUAAAAGCUCUUCAACUAAGUCAUCGAUCGCUGCCCGGGCCAUCCCGGUUAAAAACCGUCUUCUCCUUACGGGAACACCGGUUCAAAAUAACUUGUAUGAGCUGUGGUCCCUCUUUGACUUUGCUUGCCAGGGAUCCUUGCUAGGAACCUCUAAAACCUUUAAAAUGGAGUAUGAAAAUCCUAUUACUCGGGCUAGGGAGAAAGAUGCUACUUCAGGAGAGAAGGCCCUGGGGCUGAAAAUAUCUGAAAACUUAAUGACGCUUAUAAAACCCUAUUUUCUCAGGAGGACCAAAGAUGAUGUACAAAAGAAAAAUAACACUAAAGCCCAGAGCAGCCUUCCCGAAAAGAAGCUAGGCGAUGAUGUUGUCUGUGAAAUCCCUUCUCUUUCCAGGAAAAAUGAGUUGAUUAUUUGGGUGUACUUAGUACCUUUGCAAGAAGAAAUAUAUAGGAAAUUUGUAUCCCUAAACCACAUCAAACAGUUAUUAAUGGAAACACGGUCACCUUUGGCUGAACUGACUAUCUUAAAGAAGUUAUGUGAUCACCCGAGGUUACUGUCAGCCCGGGCUUGCAGUUUGUUAGGUCUCAAAGAAGGCAUCUUCUUUAAUAAAGGUAAAAAUCAAGAGGGUCAAUCAGAAAUCCAGAUUGAUCAGGUACCUCCAGAAUCCCUAAUGAAAGAAUCGGGGAAAGUGAUAUUCCUUAUGGCUUUGCUGAAGAGAUUACAAGAUGAAGGACACCAGACACUCGUUUUUUCACAAUCCAGAAGACUUCUAGACAUCAUAGAGCACCUUUUGAAGAAAGAAAAUUUCAAGACUUUGCGUAUCGAUGGAACCGUUACUCAGCUUCCGGAAAGACAGAGACGAAUCGACUUAUUCCAGCAAAGUCAAGAUGCCUCUGUUUUUCUCCUUACUUCUCAAGUAGGUGGAGUAGGUCUCACUUUAACGGCGGCAUCUAGAGUGGUCAUUUUUGAUCCCAGCUGGAAUCCUGCUACCGAUGCACAAGCUGUAGACAGAGUUUACAGAAUUGGGCAAAAAGAAAAUGUUGUGGUUUAUAGAUUGAUCACCUGUGGUACGGUGGAGGAGAAGAUAUAUAGAAGACAGGUUUUCAAGGACUCGUUAAUUAGACAAACCACUGGGGAUCAAAAAAACCCCGUUAGAUAUUUCAGCAAGCAAGAAUUAAGAGAGCUCUUUACAAUAGGGGAUUUUCGGAGUUCUCCAACACAGGUGCAGCUGCAUUCUUUGCAUGCUGGUCACAGAAAGACUGAUAAAACCUUGGAAGACCAUAUCGCUUACCUCCACACUUUGGGCAUAGCAGGAAUCUCUGACCACGAUUUGAUGUUCACGCAUGACGUGUCUGUUCAGGAAGAGUCUGAGGCAGGGGAGUCUCAAUAUAUUCAAGAGAGGGUUCAGAAGGCUCAACUCCUAGUUGAAUUAGAGUCUCAAAAUAACAAGCUCUUACUAAACAAUGGCAGAAACAGAGUUGAGGAGGGCUGGCCGAAACAAUUUGGAUCUUCCAAAGCAAAGAAAAAUAGCUCUGACUCGAAGGCUGCGUGUUUGCAUUCACCCCCUGAACUUGUUGAUCUUACACAAAAUGACUCUUUCAGCUCCGGAAUGGCAAAUUUAAGUAUCGUUCAAUCUAAUGAAACAACACGUGAUCUCUCUGCCAUGAAUCUAGAUGUGUCUGCAAAAGAAUCUGAUAUCGACAUAGCAGAAAACAAAGCUGAUCAUGAACUUAUAACUGUUUUUUCCAGUGAAGAGUGCCUUGAAAUGGAGACAUCAAAGGUCAAUAAUUCUGAUGAUAGCGUUCAGAUCUUAUCAGAUAGCAAUCGGGAAAGCAAAAAGCAGUUAGCCGAUGAAACGAAAGCAGUCGACAUUAAGCCAAAUCCCGAUCGAACAGCAAAAUCUGAGAUUUUACUGCCUUUUAGUCCAGAAAAAUCUAUGGAAUUUGAUACUCCCCUUAUUUGCAUAGCCGACUCAGACUCGAGUGCAGUCGAGAAUUUGCCAUCAAAUGAGGACAAGUUAGAAGAAGAACCCUUAGAUUCUUCACCGCAGUAUGCUGGUGAUUUCAAUCUUUUUUUGGAAGACUCUGCAGAGAGUGAACAGAAUCAUUCCAAGAAGUUUUUGGCACCCAGUGAAAGGGAAAGUAACAUCAUGGAGUUCACCCCUAUUCCUAGAGGACUGGGUAGCUUUAAGUAUCCACAGUUGGAGAGUCUCUCUGAUCAAGAAAGUGAACUGGAGGACAACAUACUUCCUGUGAAAACAAGAUAUAAGACUAGGAGGAUCGUUUCAGAUGAUGAUGAUGAUGAUGAUGAUGCUAUGACAGAAGGGAUGUUGCCCCCUCUGCCAAACUCGUUAGUACAAUUUAGUUCCACUCCUAAAGCUAGCACAUCUCAAAGUGAAUUACUUUUACCUGAAAUAGGUAGUGGUGAAAAUACUCCUGCAAGUUCCAGAAGAUCCCUGGCUUCAAGGAGAUCGCUUAUUAAUGUGAUUUUAGACCACGUUGAAGAUAUGGAAGAAGAGGCCAGUGAGCAAAAGAAUACAGACAAGUAUUUAGAAGUAGAAAUGGGGGAGUAUAAUCAAGAGAUUGAAUAUUCAGAAGAGGAAUCUGCUGGAGAAGAUUCAUUGUUCCAAAGCGUGUUUUGUUCAAACUUGGUCCAGAGCGCAUCUGACGAAGGUCCACUAGCGACUACCGCCCAUGACCCGAGCGCGUCUGAUGAAGGCCCGCAAGCGACUACCGCCCAUGACCCGAGCGCGUCUGAUGAAGGCCCGCAAGCGACUGCCGCCCGUAACCCGAGCGCGUCUGAUGAAGGCCCGCAAGCGACUGCCGCCCGUAACCCGAGCGCGUCUGAUGAAGGCCCGCAAGCGACUGCCGCCCGUAACCCGAGCGCGUCUGAUGAAGGCCCGCAAGCGACUGCCGCCCGUAACCCGAGCGCGUCUGAUGAAGGCCCGCAAGCGACUGCCGCCCGUAACCCGAGCGCGUCUGAUGAAGGCCCGCAAGCGACUGCCGCCCGUAACCCGAGCGCGUCUGAUGAAGGCCCGCAAGCGACUGCCGCCCGUAACCCGAGCGCGUCUGAUGAAGGCCCGCAAGCGACUGCCGCCCGUAACCCGAGCGCGUCUGAUGAAGGCCCAAGCGACUGCCGCCCGUAA